Pteronotus mesoamericanus is the source of this 2826-nucleotide messenger RNA. RefSeq names its product p21 (RAC1) activated kinase 4 (gene PAK4). The record is from RefSeq and is a predicted model, not a curated record. Gene Ontology annotation, cellular component: cytoplasm. NCBI's taxonomy places the organism in Eukaryota, Metazoa, Chordata, Mammalia, Chiroptera, Mormoopidae. The coding region runs from base 256 to 2037 and encodes 593 amino acids. The transcript has 10 exons. Gene Ontology annotation, biological process: intracellular signal transduction; regulation of MAPK cascade; protein phosphorylation. Gene Ontology annotation, molecular function: ATP binding; protein serine/threonine kinase activity.
UCGUUGGGGAUUCAACAUGGCGGUGGCAGUGGCCGCCGUGGCGGCGGCGCAGGAUAGCUGAGGGCGAAUCUAGGACGCGGGAUUCCGGUCCGAGCAGUUAAGCCGCGAGCGACUGCAGCACCGAGCCGAUGAAUAACCCGAAGCCCCAAGAGGAGACAUCACCUGCCCAAGGGCACUUCUAGCACAGCCAGUGACAAACCAGGCCUGCUGUGGAGCCCAAGUCUGCGCCACCCUGGUACUAAGAGCUUUGGUGCCAUGUUUGGGAAGAAGAAGAAGCGGGUAGAGAUCUCAGCGCCAUCCAACUUCGAGCACCGUGUGCACACGGGCUUUGACCAGCAUGAGCAGAAGUUCACGGGGCUGCCUCGCCAGUGGCAGAGCCUGAUCGAGGAGUCGGCUCGCCGGCCCAAGCCCCUUAUCGACCCUGCCUGCAUCACCUCCAUUCAGCAUGAGGCCCCCAAGACCAUCGUGCGGGGCAGCAAAGGUGCCAAGGAUGGGGCCCUCACCCUGCUACUGGACGAGUUUGAGAACAUGUCGGUGACACGCUCCAAUUCCCUGAGGAGAGACAGCCCACCGCCGCCACCCACCCGUGCCCGCCAGGAAAAUGGGAUGCCCUCGGAGCAGGCCGCCAUGGCCAGAGGGGGCCCAGAGAAGGCAGGCGGCCAAGGCCGGGUUGCUGGUCGCAGCGAGGGGAGUGGCAACAGUGGUGACCGGCGGCGGGUGGGGCCAGAGAAGAAGCCCAAGUCUUCCAGGGAGGGCUCAGGGGGCCCCCAGGAGUCCUCCCGGGACAAGCGCCCCCUCUCGGGCCCUGAUGUCAGCACCCCCCAGCCUACUGGUGUGGCCAGUGGGGCGAAAGUGGCAGCUGGCCGGCCCUUUAACACGUACCCGCGGGCUGAUACGGAUCACCCAUCCCGGGGCACCCAGGGGGAGCCUCACGGCAUGGCCCCCAACGGGCCAUCAGUGGGGGGCCUGGCUGUCCCCCAGUCUUCCUCUUCCCGGCCUCCCACACGAGCCCGUGUUCCCCCCAGCCCUGGAGUGCUGGGCCCCCAUGCCUCUGAGCCCCAGCUGGCCCUUCCAGCCCGAACCCUUGCUGUCCCCGCCGGCGUCCCCGCCCCUGGGCCUCCUGGACCCCGUUCUCCACAGCGGGAACCCCAGCGUGUGUCUCAUGAGCAGUUCCGGGCUGCUCUGCAGUUGGUGGUGGACCCUGGUGACCCCCGCUCCUACCUGGACAACUUCAUCAAGAUCGGUGAGGGCUCCACAGGGGUUGUGUGUAUCGCCACCGUGCGCAGCUCGGGUCGUCUGGUGGCCGUCAAGAAGAUGGACCUGCGCAAGCAGCAGAGGCGCGAGCUGCUCUUCAAUGAGGUGGUGAUCAUGCGGGACUACCAGCACGAGAACGUGGUGGAGAUGUACAACAGCUACCUGGUGGGGGAUGAGCUCUGGGUGGUGAUGGAGUUCCUGGAGGGAGGCGCCCUCACCGACAUCGUCACCCACACCAGAAUGAACGAGGAGCAGAUUGCCUCAGUGUGCCUAGCUGUGCUGCAGGCCUUGUCUGUGCUCCAUGCCCAGGGCGUCAUCCACCGGGACAUCAAGAGCGACUCCAUCCUGCUGACCCACGAUGGCAGGGUAAAGCUGUCAGACUUCGGAUUCUGUGCCCAGGUGAGCAAGGAGGUGCCACGGAGGAAGUCAUUGGUUGGCACGCCUUAUUGGAUGGCCCCGGAGCUCAUCUCCCGCCUUCCCUACGGGCCAGAGGUGGACAUCUGGUCACUGGGGGUGAUGGUGAUCGAGAUGGUGGAUGGAGAGCCGCCCUACUUCAAUGAGCCACCCCUCAAAGCCAUGAAGAUGAUUCGGGACAACCUGCCACCCCGACUGAAAAAUCUGCACAAGGUGUCGCCGUCCCUGAAGGGCUUCCUGGACCGCCUGUUGGUGCGAGACCCAGCUCAGCGGGCCACGGCGGCUGAGUUGCUGAAGCACCCGUUCCUGGCCAAAGCGGGCCCGCCUUCCAGCAUCGUGCCCCUCAUGCGGCAGAACCGCACCAGAUGAGGCUUGCCACCCUGUCCCUGAACCAAAGAUCCCCUUGGGUCACUACUGCCCUGCCGGAGGCUUGUAGGGGGCCGGCCCCUGCUCCUCCUGGCCUGGGAGACACUCCAUGUGCCACCGCCUUCCUUACUAGGGGUGGUGUGUGGGACCCUACUACUGAACCCUGGUUUUGAUUUUGUGACUUAAAAACAUGGGGACUUGUGGGAACAUGUGAGACUCCCAGGACCACCCCCUACCCCCACCCUCUGGGACAGGCCCUCGCUGUGUUUUCCUGUCUCCGGGAAGGACAGGCGGCCCUCCCGUCACUGGAAAUCUGCAGUGGGGGGUGCUGAGGGUGGAGAGAACACUACAAAAGAGGUGUGUGCCUGCACGCGCGUACGUGUGGGUGUACAUGAAGCGGAAGGUCCAGCUCCUCUGUCCUCCAGCCUGUGAGUGGGUGUCUCUGAGACCUUGCCUAACAUACAGCCCCCUCUCCCACUGAGCCAUGGCGGGGGUUGAUCAUGAAUGUCUGAAGAGUGGCCUUUUCCCUUCGCCCUGCACCCCCGUUCUGUGGCCGGAUGGGGAGACAGGUCAGGGCUUCCCUCCCACCCCCAACCUCUGCAGAAAAUGACUACUGCACCUGGACAGUCUCUUUUCUAGAAGUCUAUUUAUAUUGUCAUUUUAUAACACUCUAGCCUCUGCCCCCAGCUGGGGACAGAUGGUCCCUGUCCUGCACGGUGGCACCAGGGGCAGAACCACUACUUGAAGAAUCAGGUUCCUGCUCCCUCAGCGCAGCCCCGUCCUCCGUUUCCU